Messenger RNA from Pseudopodoces humilis (Tibetan ground-tit), 7749 nucleotides. The record is from RefSeq and is a predicted model, not a curated record. Lineage: Eukaryota; Metazoa; Chordata; Aves; Passeriformes; Paridae.
CUGGACUUUGAGACCAUGCAGCGCUACACCCUGACCGUCAUCGCCCGGGACGGCGGCGGGGAGGAGACGACGGGGCGCGUCAGGAUCAAUGUCCUCGAUGUCAAUGACAAUGUCCCCACCUUCCAGAAGGAGGCUUACCUGGGGGCUCUGCGGGAGAACGAGCCCUCUGUCACCCAGGUGGUCCGGCUCCGGGCAUCUGAUGAGGACUCCCCUCCAAACAACCAGAUCUCCUACAGCAUCGUGCAGGCCUCUGCCUUCCGCGACUACUUCGACAUCACGGUGUCAGAAGGGUAUGGAGUGAUCAGCGUGAACCACCCCCUGGACUACGAGCAGCUGGCCAACGGGGUCAUCUACCUGACGGUGAUGGCCAAGGACGCCGGCAACCCGCCGCUCAACAGCACCGUCCCUGUCACCAUCGAGGUGUUUGAUGAAAAUGACAAUCCCCCCACCUUCAGCAAGCCCUCCUACGUGAUAGCCAUCAUGGAGGACAUUAUGGCAGGAGCCACAGUGCUGUUUCUCAAUGCCACGGACAUGGACAAGUCCAGGGAGUACGGGCAGGAGUCAAUCAUCUACUCCCUGGAAGGCUCCUCGCAUUUUCGCAUCAAUGCUCGCUCAGGAGAAAUCACAACAACAUCUUUGCUGGACCGGGAGGCCAAAUCCGAGUACAUCCUCAUUGUCCGGGCAGUGGACGGAGGCGUGGGGCACCAUCAGAAAACAGGCAUUGCUAUGGUGAACAUCACGCUGCUGGACAUCAAUGACAACUACCCCACCUGGAAGGACGAGCCGUACUUCAUUAACCUGGUGGAAAUGACCCCCCCAAACUCGGACGUCACCACGGUGGUGGCUGUAGACCCAGACCUGGGGGAGAACGGCACGGUGGUGUACAGCAUCCGGCCUCCCAACAAGUUCUACAGCCUCAACAGCACCACGGGCAAGAUCCGCACCUCGGGCGUGCUGCUGGACCGGGAGAAUCCCAACCCCCAGGAGGCCCAGCUCAUGCGCAGGAUCGUGGUGUCCGUCACCGACUGUGGGAGGCCGCCCCUGAGAGCCACCAGCAGCGCCACAGUUUUUGUCAACCUGCUGGACCUGAACGACAAUGACCCCACUUUUCAAAACCUGCCCUCUGUUGCUGAGAUCGCCGAGGGCCUUCCCGCGGGCUCCUCUGUCUUCCAGGUCGUGGCCAUCGACCUGGACGAGGGCCCCAACGGGCAGGUGUCGUACCGCAUGCAGGUGGGCAUGCCCCGCAUGGAUUUCCUCAUCAACAGCACCGGCGGGCUGGUCACCUCCACGGCCGUGCUGGACAGGGAGAGGAUCUCCGAGUACUUCCUGCGGGUGGUGGCCAGCGACGCCGGCGCGCCCGCCAAGAGCUCCACCAGCACCCUCACUGUCAAAGUUCUGGACGUGAACGAUGAGAACCCCACCUUCUUCCCCUCCGUCUACAACGUGUCCCUGCCCGAGGACGUGGCCCGGGAUUUCAAAGUGGUCCGGCUCAACUGCACGGAUGCCGACAUCGGGCUGAACGCUGAGCUCAGCUACUUCAUCACAGGUGGGAACCAGGAUGGCAAAUUCAGCGUCGGCUUCAGGGACGGGGUGGUCAGGACAGUCGUGAGUCUGGACAGGGAGACCGUGGCGUCCUACACGCUGAUCCUGGAGGCCAUCGACAAUGGCCCCACCGGGAACCGGCGCACCGGGACUGCCACCGUGUACGUGACUGUCCUGGAUGUCAACGACAACAGGCCCAUCUUCCUGCAGAGCAGCUAUGAAGUCAGUGUCCCCGAGGACAUCCCGGCUGCCAGCAGCAUAGUGCAGGUGAAAGCCACCGACGCGGAUGAAGGCAUUAACGGGAGAGUGUGGUACAGGAUUGUCAAGGGAAACGAGCACAACCACUUCCGCAUCAAUCCCAGCACGGGGCUGGUGAUGCGAGGUGUGCGGCACCUGGACAGGGAGCAGAACUCCUCCCACGUGCUGGAGGUGGAGGCCUACAACACGGAGCAGGGGCCCAUGAGGAGCUCUGUGCGGGUGAUCGUGUACGUGGAGGACGUCAACGACGAGGUGCCGGUGUUCACCCAGCGCCAGUACAACCGCCUGGGGCUGCGGGAGACAGCGGGAAUAGGGACCUCGGUGGCAGUGGUCCGGGCCACCGACCGAGACACAGGGAAAGGGGGCCUGGUGAGCUACAAAAUCGUGUCGGGCGCGGAAGGGAAGUUCGAGAUCGACGAAAGCACGGGCCUCAUCACGACCAUAGAGUACCUGGACUACGAGACCAAAACCAGCUACCUGAUGAACGUCUCUGCCACGGACCAGGCGCCCCCCAACAACCAGGGCUUCUGCAGCGUGUACGUCAGCCUGCUGAACGAGCUGGACGAGGCCGUGCAGUUCUCCAACAGCAGCUACGAGGCCGUGAUCAUGGAGAACAUCCCCCUGGGCUCUGAGGUGCUCCGUGUCCAGGCUCGCUCCAUCGACAACCUCAACCAGAUCACCUACAAGUUUGACCCCAACACCAACCCCCAAGCGCUCUCCCUCUUCAAAAUCAAUGGGGUCACGGGUGUGAUCACGGUCAAAGGCCAGGUGGACCGAGAGAAAGGGGAUUUCUACACUAUGACAGUGGUGGCUGAUGAUGGAGGACCGAAGAUUGACUCCACAGUGGUGACCAUCACGGUCCUGGACGAGAACGACAACAGCCCCCAGUUCGACAUCACCUCUGACUCGUCUGUCAGCGUGGCUGAGGACAUCGCCGUGGGCAAGAGGGUGGCCCUGGUCCUGGCCCGAGAUCCAGAUGCAGGCAGGAACGGCCAGGUGACUUUCUCGCUGACGUCGGGGAACAUCGGCCGGGCUUUUGAGAUCCGUACCACCAACAACACCUACGGCGAGGUGUUUGUGGCGCGGCCGCUGGACCGGGAGCUGCUGGACCACUACACCUUACGGAUCCAAGCAUCGGAUGGCGGCGUUCCUCCCCGGAGGAAGGAGCACAUUCUACGAGUGAAUAUCCUGGAUGUCAAUGACAACCCCCCUGUCAUCGACAGCCCCUUCGGCUACAACGUGAGCGUCAGCGAGAACGUCGGCGGCGGCACGGCGGUGGCCCAGGUGCGCGCCACCGACCGCGACAUCGGCCUCAACAGCGUCCUCUCCUACUACAUCACCCGAGGGAACGAGGACCUGACCUUCCGCAUGGACCGUGUCACCGGCGAGAUCGCCACCCGGCCCUCCCCGCCGGACCGCGAGCGCCAGAGCUUCUACAGCCUCGUGGUCACCGUGGAGGACGAGGGCAACCCCUCCCUGUCGGCCACCACCACGGUGUAUGUCACCGUCCUGGACGAGAACGACAACGCUCCCGCCUUCCGGCAGCAGCUCUACGAGGUGACCCUCGAUGAAGGUCCCUCCACACUCAAUGCCACCCUGGUCACCGUGCAGGCCCUGGAUCAGGAUGAGGGACCCAACGGCACGGUGGCCUACGCCAUCACUGAAGGCAACAUCUUGGGUACCUUCCACAUUGACAACGCCACGGGGGAGAUCCGCACGGUGAAGGAGCUGGACUACGAGAUCAGCCACGGGCGCUACACCCUGAUCGUCACCGCCACCGACCAGUGCCCCAUCGUCUCACGCCGCCUGACAUCGACGGCCACAGUGCUGGUGAACCUCAAUGACAUCAAUGACAACUGUCCCACCUUCCCACGGCCCUACGAGGGGCCCUUCGAUGUCACCGAGGGGCAGCCCGGCCCUCGUGUCUGGACUUUCCUGGCCCACGACGGGGACUCAGGACCCAGUGGACAAGUGGAAUACAGCAUCAUCGCCGGGGACCCCCUCGGGGAAUUUGUCAUCUCCCCGGUGGAAGGAGAGCUGCGGGUGAGGAAGGACGCCGAGCUGGACCGUGAGAACAUCCCCUUCUACAACCUCACCAUCGCUGCCCGGGACCGGGGGGUGCCUCCCCUCAGCUCCACCAUCCUGGUGGGUGUCCGUGUGCUGGACAUCAACGACAACGACCCCGUGCUCCUGAACCUCCCGAUGAACCUCACCCUGAGCGAGAACGCCGCCGUCUCCAGCUUCGUCACCCGCGUCCUCGCCCGGGACGCGGACCAGGGCCCCAACGCCCUCCUGACCUUCGAUAUCACAGCAGGGAACACAGAGAAUGCCUUCUACAUCAACAGCACCAGUGGCGUUGUGUACGUGAACCGCCCGCUGGACAGGGAGCGGGUGGCCGAGUACAGGCUGACCAUCACGGUGAAGGACAACCCCGAGAACAUACGCAAUGCCAGGCGGGAUUUUGACCUGCUGGUCAUUUCCAUAGCGGAUGAGAACGACAACCGCCCCCUCUUCACCCAGGGCUCCUACCAGGCUGAGGUGAUGGAGAACUCGCCCCCUGGAGCUGUGAAGAUCAAAACUCCCCUCAACCGUGAGCUAGUGGCCACCUACGAGGUCACCAUCUCUGUCCACGACAAUGCCAGCGAAGUCAUCGACCGCUCGGUCAGCGUGCCCAACGGUAAGGGUUGUCCCCAGGCACUGACGGUCAACGUCUUGGACGUCAAUGACAACACACCCCGCUUCCGCCCCUUCGGGGUCACCUAUUUCACCGAGCGGAUCCUGGAGGGAGCCACGCAGGGCACCACGCUCAUCUCCAUCUCAGCAGUGGACCCAGACAAAGGUGCCAAUGGGCAGAUCACCUACGAGCUGCUGAACCUCUCUCCGGAAGGUUACGCCUGUCUGGAAGACCAUUCGGCAGGGAAGGUUGUGGCCAACAGGACAGUGGACUAUGAGGAGGUGCAGUGGCUGAACUUCACCGUCCGCGCCUCCGACAACGGCUCUCCCCGCAGAUCCGCUGAGAUCCCCGUGUACCUCCAGAUCGUGGACAUCAAUGACAACAACCCUGUUUUCAGUCAGCCAUCCUACCAGAAAGCUGUCUUUGAGGAUGUGCCGCUGGGCACGGUCAUCCUGAGCGUCGAGGCCACCGACGCAGAUUCCGGGCAGUUUGCUCUCAUCCAGUACAGCCUGGGCGAUGGAGAGGGCAAGUUUGGGAUAAAUCCCAACACGGGUGACAUCUACAUCCUGUCAGCCCUGGACCGGGAAAAGAAGGAUCACUACACACUGACAGCCGUGGCCAGGGACAACCCUGGGGAUGUCUCCAGUAACCGUCGGGAGAACUCUGUGCAGGUGCUGAUCACAGUCCUGGACAUCAACGAUGUCAGGCCCCAGUUCAGCAAGAGCCAGUUCAGCACCAGUGUCUAUGAGAACGAGCCGGCGGGGACGUCAGUGAUCACCAUGAGUGCCACCGACCUGGACGAAGGGGACAACGGCGUGGUGACCUACAGCAUCGAGGGUCCUGGAGCGGAGGCUUUCAAGAUCAAUAAAGACUCCGGGCUUGUCACAUCCCGGCGACGCCUGCAGUCCUACGAGAGGUUCAACCUGACUGUGGUGGCCACGGACAAGGGGCACCCCCCUCUCUGGGGGACCACCCUGCUCCACAUCGAUGUCAUCGACAUCAAUGACAACCGCCCCGUCUUUGUCCGCCCGCCCAACGGCACCAUCCUGCACAUCAAGGAGGAGAUCCCCCUGCGGUCCAACGUCUACGAGGUCUAUGCCACAGACAAAGACGAGGGUCUCAAUGGAGUGGUGCUCUACAGCCUGCUGAAAACUGGGGCGGGGAACAAGGACUGGGAGUACUUCAGCAUCGACUCUGUCAGCGGGCUGAUCCAGACGGCCAUGCGGCUGGACCGGGAGAAGCAGGCAGUGUACAACCUGAUCAUCGUGGCCUGCGACCAGGGCCAGCCACCCUACGAGACCAUGCAGCCCCUCCAGGUAGCGCUCGAUGACAUCGAUGACAAUGAACCCAUCUUCCUCAGGCCACCUAGGGAUAGUCCCCAGUACCAGGCACUCUCUGUCCCCGAGCACUCGCGGCCAGGCACCGUGGUGGGGAACGUCACCGGCGCGGUGGACGCGGAUGAGGGCUCCAACGCCAUCGUCUACUACUUCAUAGCAGCUGGGAACCAGGAGAGCAACUUCCAGCUGAGCCGAGAAGGGAAGCUGAAGGUCAUGCGAGACCUGGACCGGGAGAAGGAGCCGUACCACUCCAUCAUUGUCAAAGCAUCCAGCCAGAGGAACUGGGCUCCUCCCCGAGGCCAGCGGGCGGGAAGAGCCCAGCUCUGGGACCUCAGCGAGGACCUGACCCUUCAGGAGGUGCGGAUCUUCCUGGACGACAUCAAUGACCAGUCCCCCCAGUUCACCAAGUCGGAGUACACGGCAGGGGUUGCCACUGAUGCCAAGGUGGGGUCGGAGCUGAUCAGAGUGCUCGCAGUGGACGCCGAUGUGGGCAAUAACAGCCUGGUGUUGUACAGCAUCCUGGGCAUCCGCUACAUCAAGCAGCACUCCAAUGACUCCGAGGAGGUGGCCAACAUCUUCAGCAUCGGAACCCUUGAUGGCAUCCUGCGAACCUUUGACCUCUUCACGGCCUAUAACCCCGGCUACUUUGUGGUGGACAUCAUGGCCUCUGACCUGGUGGGCCACAAUGACACGGCCAUUGUGGGGAUUUACAUCCUGCGGGAUGACCAGCGAGUCAAAAUCAUCAUCAACGAGAUCCCUGACAAGGUCAGGCAGUUCGAGGAGGAGUUCAUCAGCCUGCUCUCCAACAUCACGGGCGCCAUCGUCAACACGGAUGACGUGCAGUUCCACGUUGACAAGAAAGGCCGGGUGAACUUUGCCCAGACGGAGCUGCUGAUCCACGUGGUGAACAGGGAGACCAACCGCAUCCUGGACGUGGAGCGGGUUAUUCAGAUGAUAGACGAGAACAAGGAGCAGCUGAGGAAUCUCUUCAGGAACUACAACGUGCUGGACGUGCAGCCUGCCAUUACUGCCCGGGCACCCGACGACCUCUCGGCUCUGCAGAUGGCAAUCAUCGUGCUGGCCGUCCUGCUCUUCCUGGCUGCCAUGCUCUUCAUCCUCAUGAACUGGUACUACCGGACAGUGCACAAAAGGAAACUGAAAGCCAUCGUGGCUGGCUCCACUGGGAACAGAGGCUUCAUGGACAUCAUGGACAUGCCAAACACCAACAAGUACUCCUUUGACGGGGCCAACCCGGUGUGGCUGGACCCCUUCUGCAGGAACAUGGAGCUGGCGGCGCAGGCGGAGCACGAAGACGACCUGCCGGAGAACCUGAGCGAGAUCACCGACCUCUGGAACAGCCCUGCCCGCACCCACGGCACCUUCGGGAGAGAGCCCUCCGCCGCCAAGCCCGAGGAUGACCGCUACCUGCGGGCAGCCAUCCAGGAGUACGACAACAUCGCCAAGCUGGGGCAGAUCAUGCGGGAGGGACCCAUCAAGGGCACUCUCCUGAAGGUGGUUCUGGAUGAUUACAUGCGGCUGAAAAAGCUCUUUGCCCAGCGGAUGGUGCAUAAGGCCACCGCCAGUCAGGGGGACCGCUCCUCGGUCUCGGAGCUGAUCCAGAAGGAGCUGGAGGACGAGGAGGGGGAGUGCAGCCCCAGCCAGGGCAGCCUGCGCUUCCGACACAAGCAGCCGGUGGAGCUGAAGGGUCCCGACGGCAUCCACGUGGUGCACGGCAGCACGGGCACGCUGCUGGCCUCCGACCUCAACAGCCUGCCCGAGGACGACCAGAAGGUGCUGGGUCGCUCGCUGGAGACUCUGACCGCCGACUGCGGGGGCUACAGCGACCACAACGCCCGCACCGAGUCGGCCAAGUCCACCCCCCUGCACAAGAUGCGGGAGGUGAUCAUGGAGAGCCCUCUGGAGAUCACCGAGUUAUGA